Pichia kudriavzevii is the source of this 2157-nucleotide messenger RNA. RefSeq lists its product as uncharacterized. Gene Ontology annotation, cellular component: mitochondrial inner membrane. Gene Ontology annotation, biological process: transmembrane transport; intracellular iron ion homeostasis. The coding region runs from base 1 to 2157 and encodes 718 amino acids. The record is from RefSeq and is a predicted model, not a curated record. Gene Ontology annotation, molecular function: ATP hydrolysis activity; ABC-type transporter activity; ATP binding. Lineage: Eukaryota; Fungi; Ascomycota; Pichiomycetes; Pichiales; Pichiaceae. The transcript has a single exon.
AUGUGGUCACGUCGGCUGGUGUUUACUCCGACUCUUCCUAGAACAUCGAGGGUCCCAACCUCUCUAUUUUUCAUCAAACCAUUCACUCCUUUAACAAAUGUCUCUAAUCCGCUCAUACAUUUGAGAUUGGCUUCUUCAUCUAACAAGACAACUUCAAAUACUAGUACUAGUGCCAACAAACCAAACUUAGUCACAAACUCAAAACAGGCAAGGGCAGCACCUUCCUUACCUAGUGUCUCCCAGCUGAAAAUUAUUGCCGAUUUAUUGGCUUAUCUGUGGCCAAAGGAUAAACCUUGGGUUAAAUUCAGAGUAGUUACGGCUUUGUCUCUAUUGAUUUCCGCAAAGUUACUCAAUGUCCAGGUCCCAUUCUUCUUUAAGUCAAUCAUCGACCAGAUGAAUGUAGAUUGGCAAUCGUUAUCUGAUUCAAUGACUUCCAAUUUGCCGGAUUCCGCCUUGACCAACGCCAUUGUGGAAAAUGCUCCAAUAGUUCCACCUGCUAUAGGUGCCCUUAUUUUGGCUUAUGGAUUGUCUAGAUUUGGUGCCGUAUUAUUUGGUGAAUUGAGAAAUGCAAUCUUUGCCUCUGUUGCUCAAGGUACCAUCAAAUCCGUUGCCAAAAACACCUUUGUCCACUUAUUAAACAUGGAUUUAUCUUAUCAUCUAUCCAGACAAACCGGUGGCUUGACAAGAGCUAUCGAAAGAGGUACAAAGGGUAUCUCCUAUGUCUUAACAGCAAUGGUUUUCCACAUUAUUCCAAUCACUUUUGAGAUUUCGGUUGUUUGUGGUAUUUUGACCUAUAAUUAUGGUGCUUCAUUUGCAGCAGUCACUUUAUUGACAAUGUUAGCAUAUACCAUCUUCACCAUCAGAACAACAACAUGGAGAACAGGGUUCAGACGUGCUGCCAAUAAGGCUGAUCAACAAGCUGCAUCUGUGGCCCUUGAUUCGUUGAUAAACUAUGAAGCUGUUAAGAUUUUCAACAAUGAGGCAUUACAAGCGAAAAAGUAUGAUGCGGCAUUGUCUAAAUACAGGGAUGAAUCCAUUAAAGUUGGUACGUCUCUAGCAUUUUUAAAUUCAGGUCAAAAUUUUAUCUUUACAACUGCAUUAACGGCAAUGAUGUAUAUGGCCUGCCAAGGUGUAGUUGCUGGUUCUCUAACCGUUGGUGAUUUAGUCUUAAUUAACCAAUUGGUGUUCCAGUUAUCUGUCCCACUAAAUUUCUUAGGUUCUGUUUACCGUGAAUUGAAACAGAGUUUAUUAGAUAUGGAAGCUCUAUUUAAAUUACAGAAGCAACCAAUUAAAAUUAAGUCGAAGCCAAAUGCUCUACCAAUCAAAGUUGAUAAGGGUGAGAUUAAAUUUGAGAAUGUUGAUUUCUCCUACGUUGAAGGCAGAAAAAUCUUGAAUGGUUGUUCCUUCACAAUCCCUGCCGGUAAAAAGGUGGCAAUUGUGGGUCCAUCAGGUAGUGGUAAAUCGACAAUCUUGAGGUUGUUGUUUAGAUUCUAUGAUAUCGAUCCUUCUAAGAAGUCAUCAAUCCAAAUUGACGGCCAAGAUAUCAGAGAUGUGGAUUUAGAUUCAUUGCGUAGAGAAAUUGCAGUUGUUCCACAGGACACGCCUUUAUUCAAUGCUUCACUGUUGGAGAACCUAAGAUAUGCAAAACCUAAUGCCAGCGACGAAGAAAUCAAUGAUAUUAUUUACCGUGUUAAAUUGGAUAAUUUGAUUCGGUCAUUACCUGAAGGUGUUCAUACGAUGGUAGGUGAGAGAGGCUUGAUGAUAUCAGGAGGUGAAAAGCAAAGGGUUGCAAUUGGCCGUGCAGUCUUGAAAGAUUCUCCAAUUAUUGGUUUAGAUGAGGCAACCUCCGCAUUGGAUACAAGUACAGAGCAAGAGAUUUUGAAUACGUUGAAAGACAUACUUGCGAAUGAAAAAGUAAGGAGGACCUCCAUUUGGGUUGCCCAUAGAUUAAGGACAAUUAUGGAUGCCGACAAAAUCAUUGUUUUGAAGCAAGGUACCGUUGUUGAAGAAGGUACCCAUAAGGAAUUGAUUGCCAAGGGUGGCGAAUAUGCUAAGAUGUGGGAAAUUCAAGAAGUGUGGGAGGAAGAAGAUGUCGAUAUUCUUGAAGAGGAAGCCAAGGAAAAAAGGGAGGAGAAGGAGCAACAAGAGACUAAAUAA